Anopheles bellator is the source of this 1668-nucleotide messenger RNA. Its product is annotated as trissin receptor. Gene Ontology annotation, molecular function: neuropeptide Y receptor activity. The transcript is spliced from 8 exons. The coding region runs from base 1 to 1668 and encodes 555 amino acids. Gene Ontology annotation, cellular component: plasma membrane. Gene Ontology annotation, biological process: G protein-coupled receptor signaling pathway. The record is from RefSeq and is a predicted model, not a curated record. Lineage: Eukaryota; Metazoa; Arthropoda; Insecta; Diptera; Culicidae.
AUGAUAGACUUCCCGAACGGCACCUACACCCCGAACGGCACCGGUUCGCUCAAUGUGAUGAGUUUCUUCACCUCCAGUGGCUUCCUGAGUCAGCUCGGUACCGUCGGCGGACUGCUGGCGCUGCCCGUGGGAAACGGGACCGGGACUGCCAACAUCUCCACGGCGCUGGCGCUCCCAUCCUUCACCGACCCGGUAGCCACCGUUUCCUACGGGUUCGGGGUGGCCAACUACAGCGGCGCCACCAACAGCUCGGCGAUUCCGCCACUAACGACCGCGCUGCUCAACGUCAACGGAACGCUCGAGUAUGGGGCGGCCGGAAAUGGGGCGCUCAAUCUGACGCACCCAUUUCCCAACUUCGUCCACAAGGAGUUCAUCUUCGAUCGGACCGACGUACGAGUGAUAUUCAUCACCCUGUAUUCGCUCGUAUUUUGUUGCUGCUUCUUUGGAAACCUUCUCGUGAUCCUGGUCGUGACGCUCUCCAGACGGCUGCGCUCGAUAACCAACUUCUUCCUCGCCAACCUGGCCGUGGCGGACCUCUGCGUGGGGGUGUUUUGUGUGAUGCAAAACUUGACCAUCUAUUUGAUCGAAAGCUGGGUGUUUGGUGACUUUCUCUGUAAGAUGUAUCAGUUCGUGCACUCGCUCAGCUACACGGCAUCGAUAUUCAUCCUGGUCGUCAUCUGCAUGGAGCGCUACUUUGCCAUCAUCCAUCCGAUCACGUGCAAACAGAUUCUCACAUCCCGCCGGCUGAGGCUGGUGAUAGUGGCCGUUUGGAUCACUUCCGCCGUCUACUCCAUACCGAAGUUCAUCUUUGUGCGAACCAUCACCAACAACCUGGGCGAUGACCAGCUGGAGACGAUUUGCAUCGUCAACCGGAAGAUGUUCAACUCGGAGCUGUUUGACAUUAUCAACUUUGCGCUGCUGUACGUGCUGCCGCUGCUGGUCAUGACGGUGCUGUACAGCCGAAUAGCGAUCGCGCUGUGGAAGAGCUCCCGGGGACUCGAGCGGCACAUUGCACUCCAGAACACGACCUCCUCGAGCUACUCGGGCAACUUCCACCGGAAACCGAGCAGCAAGUACGAUAAGCGAACCGCCGGUGUCACCGAGAGCCAGGUUUCGGUCGAAUCAGAUAAGGUGGUGGUGACGACGUGGCCGGCCCAGAAUAGCUUCCACCAGCGGCAUGGCACCCAGCUGACCCAGGUGUCCCACUCGUCAAACAACGUGCUGCGAGCCCGACGGGGCGUCAUCCGGAUGCUCAUGGUCGUGGUGCUUACCUUCGCCCUCUGCAACCUACCCUUUCACGCGCGCAAAAUGUGGCAGUACUGGUCCACGGACUACAAGGGUGAUUCAAACUUCAACGCACUCUUCACGCCGCUCACGUUCCUAGUGACGUACUUCAACUCGGGCGUCAACCCGCUGCUGUACGCCUUCCUCAGCCGCAACUUCCGCAAGGGGAUGCGCGAGCUGCUGCUGUGCUCCUUCAAGAAGAACAAAAACAAGUCGCUCAACCAGCGGAUCCCGCUGCACCGGCCGCGCUCGAUCGUCGUCCUGCUGAGGCACGCCCUGCUGUGCUGGGCCACGGACAAGCCGACCGUCUCGCUGGCCACCACCACGCAGUGUCCGUCUCCGACGACCCGUUCCCUGGACGGGAUCGACGAGCGGAUGCUGUGA